Molecule: messenger RNA, 609 nt
Organism: Plasmopara halstedii
Lineage: Eukaryota; Oomycota; Peronosporomycetes; Peronosporales; Peronosporaceae
Product: family glutaredoxin
Exons: 1
Coding region: 1-609 (202 amino acids)
Source: RefSeq, a predicted model, not a curated record
AUGAUCUUCGGCUUAAAAAAGGUGCCUCACGAUCUUGUAUUUCUGGCGAACCACGACGAAAUUACUCCGGUCAACCUCAUAGGCUCCAAACAAGUCCCAAUUUUGAAACUGGUCAAUGGUCAUGCCUUUCCAGAGAGUAUGGACAUUGUCAAAUAUGUGGAUGAGCACUAUGGCGGACCAGUCUUGCUAGCCCCGUCGUCUAAUCGGCCUGAGCUUACCAAGUGGAUCGAGAACUCAGCCAAUGUGUUUCGAAUGCUGUACCACCCACGAUUUCAUGCGGCUCCACUUGCCGAAUUUGCCAGAAUUGAGAGCCGGGAGUAUUACCGAAUGAAAAAAGAGAAGACUAUCGGCUCUUUUCAGGAUGCGCUAGAUAAUACACCAGAACUUGUCAAGCAGGCCAACACGUUUUUGGCGCAGCUAGCUCCUAUGUUUCACUCAGAUCGCUCAUUUAACGAGACUCUCAGUUAUGAUGAUAUUAACCUCUUCGGCCGUCUGCGUGGGCUCACCCUUGUGCGUGACCUCGAAUGGCCUCCCAAACUCCGCGAGUACAUCGACUACAUGGCUGAGAAGGCUGACAUUCCUUUGUUAGACAACAUGGCCGUGUACUGA